AUGGCCGACUGGUGCAAGAACCUACCACUUUACCGGCUGUCCGUGAGCCUCCUGAAAAGUGAUUGGGUGCGCGCACUGCUCGUCUUCUGCUUCAGCCCACUGCUACCCGUGGUGCUGGCUCUUUCCUGCUUGAACCAGAAGGUUCGAAAGUGGCGUGGCCUCCCAACCAUCACCUAUGAGGCAGAGGAAUCGGUCGCCCUUGCACCGAGCAGCGACGCGGAGCAGCUCUGGCUCACGCAGCGAGUCUCCUUCCAGGUGGAGGCAAUGCGUCUGGACUGGGAUUGGAUCUCUAUCUUCAUGAAGAUGUAUGUCUUUGGCCUCCUCAUGCUCCUCUACGUGACUUUUCCUAUCCUGCUGAACAUCUUCCUUUCCUGGCUCAGCUCGGCACUUCAGGGCUUUGACUUCGGCUUGGUCUGCCUCUGCAUCGUUCUGGCAGGCAUGUGCUGCUUCCUUCUUCCUCCGGUGCCGGGGGUGCCUGUCUACCUUUUCGCUGGCAUCAUCAUCGCGGAUAAGUGUCCCCUGGGCUUCGAGGCCGGUGCGGGCAUUGCCAUCGCCGUGGGGUUCCUUCUGAAGCUCAUGGCUUGCGCCAUGCAGCAGAAGCUCAUUGGGGAGCGCCUGGGCGCGAACCUGACCAUUCGCACGCAGGUCGGGAUCAACACACCGAUGAUCCGCGCCAUUGAGGCUGUGCUCCGCGAGCCGGGCAUGAGCAUGGGAAAGGUGUCGAUUCUCUGCGGAGGCCCGGACUGGCCCACCUCCGUCUUGGCGGGGAUCCUGCACCUGUCGCUCUUGGAGUGCGAGCUCGGAACCCUACCCAUCGUGUUCUUCGUGGCUGCCUGCUCCCUCUCGGGAUCCUUCUACUUGAAGCAGCACGAGAGUGAGUUGUGGGACCGUGCCGCCACGUUCAUGAUGUCGGCCUCGGUGUUCCUGUGCAUGCUGCUCCAGAUCAUGGGUGCCUGGGCCAUACAGACGCAGUUGGACCAACGGGAGUGGGAGUUGACGAAGCCCUUGGAGCAGAACGUGGAGCUGGACUGGCUGGACUUUCGCUGGCGAGAGAUGUCACGAUCGCUCUUGCUGAGGUGGGUGGACGUCCCCGCUUGGAUCCGGGCUGUGACCCUCCUUGGAGUACUCAUACAGGUGAUGGUGGGGCAGGUGUUCUACUGGAGGUCCUCCAUGUGUUUUGGGGAGUUCGAGGUCACGGACGACAUCGACUCCUUGGAGUGGUGGGUGGACGGCGAGUCAGGUCUCGUCCUUCUUCCAGGACUAGUUUGCUGCUGCCUGUCGAUCGGAGGCUGGGCCUUUUACUUUGUCAUGUCCUGCUGGCUGAAGCAGAAGCGAGCAAAGCCCUUUUUGGAAAUGGCGAAGCGACUGGAUACGAUCGAGGUCCGCUGGAAGGAGAUGAGACGCGCACUAGCUGCGGAGCUUUCUGCUCAUGGCGCCUGCAGGGACAACUGGGAGGCUUUGAGGCACGCAAACGAGACGGCCCAAGAGAUGCUGAGGGAAGCACGCGUGAUGGCCACGGAGUAA
This is a messenger RNA of Symbiodinium necroappetens, 1524 nucleotides long. The record is from the annotation of a GenBank genome assembly. NCBI's taxonomy places the organism in Eukaryota, Dinophyceae, Suessiales, Symbiodiniaceae.